UCGUUGACCAGCCCAGAUCUUAGCGAGCGCGCUCCCGCGCCGCCGGAGGAAAGAAUGCAGUUGUCCUUUCGCGCAGAAAGACAACACAAGAAACGCCGAAUCUGUGGACCAAACACACUCUUUACACUCUCAUUGUGCUGACGAGAUAAGGAUAUUUUCGCGAGAAGAGGAAAGGCAGGCGUCGAAAAAAGGAGGAGAAGAAGAAAGACAGCGGUCGAGAGAGUGGGAGGUUGUCUGUCCUGCCCAGAGAUUGGCAUUCAGCCACCAGUGCCGAGUGACGAGGCAGUGGGAGAAGGGGUCCAGUGCACCUACAUGCUGGAAAUUUGAGGUGUCGUUGUCAGACUACAAUUGGUUCCUGUAGUCAGCAUCUUCAUGGAGGUGUUUUCGGUCCACUGACUGAGAAGAACUACUCUCAGCAGCCAUGUCAGCCUGCGGCACAUUCACGGAGCAUGUGUGGAAACCAGGCGAGUGCAAGAACUGCUUCAAGCCAAAGAGUCUGCACUCCCUAGCACUGAGCGGCAGGGAGAAGCUCCGGUCCGAACAGAGACUUCCAACGACGCAGCAGCAGAUUCCGCCCCAUGCCAGGACCAAGACCAACUUUUACCUUGCCAGCGGGAGUGCCAGCUCCGGACAGUUCCGUCCACCGGUGGCAAAGAAACCAACUAUUGCCGUGAAGCCCACUAUGAUGCUUCCGUGCUCUUUGUCGGGGUUGGGUCCAACAAAUGUCAUAGAACCUGGCAAAACAUCUGCCCCAAUGGUCUGGAAUCAGAGUGGAGUAAACCGUAAGAGGACCUACAGUCCAAGCAAUAACAAUGAGCGAGACAGUACCAAUGAGAUUGAGGGUUACGAGCAGUUUAGACCAAGGACCCCAAGUGGAAAUAACAAUAGCGGACUGACUGAUGUCUUAAAAGAGAUUGUGGGGUUAGCCCCUGGUCCUAGCCUAUCUCCCGUCUCAAAGGACUUGUUUUGGGGACGAAUCAGUAGCUCAUACCGCAAGUCGCUAGAAAGAGGCCUUCCAGCUCCUAGUUGUUUGGCUAUGGGAAGUUGCAUUAGUGGUGGUGGUACCAGUCAAAAAAGGGUAUCCCUUAGUGAUAGCACAGAGAUUAUUAGCUCAGAGGGUGGGCGCUUCUGCUAUCCUGAAUUUUCGAGUGAGGAGGAAGAUGAUGAAGAUGACGAGGAAGAAGAUGAGUACGAAAGAGACAAUGAACACGAGAGCUGGGACGAAAGUGAUGAAGAGUUACUUGCUAUGGAGAUCCGCAUGAGAGGCCAGCCACGAUUUGCAAAUUUCCGAGCUGCCACAUUGUCCCCAGUGCCCUUUGCUGCAGGCAAAAAGUGGAACACCGUUCCACUACGCAAUCGUUCUUUACAACGGAUUUGUGCAGUGGAUUAUGAUGAUAGCUAUGAUGAAAUUUUGAAUGGGUACCCAUCCAUGGACUCCACUGGAGUGAUUCUGACUUAUGGGGUUCAUGACAGUCAAGGCAGUGGUUUCCUUACCAAUUCAGAGUCUACAGUUUCUCCAGGGUCCUCAUCAUCUUUACCCGAGGACUCUCAGACUGCAUCUAGCAGUGAGAGCAGUAUCUCCGGUGUUCAUCGAAAUGGAUUGCAAUCCCCUGCACCAUUAAAAUCCCAUGUUACUUGUACUUCUCCAGCAAAAAAAGAGCCACCUCACAAAGCGCAGAGUCCUGUGAAGGUUACAGAGACUCAUAAGGCUGUUCUGGCUAUCAGAUUAGAUGACAAGGAUCAGUCAGUAUUGAUGCCUCAAGCCCUUCCAGGUCAACCAGUGACUAUUAGUUUCAGUCCCACAGAAGAACAAGCUAAACCGUACCGUGUGGUCAAUUUAGAAAAGUCACUUAUUUGUAAACCUUACACUGUUGUAGAUGUUUCAGCUUCCAUGACCAAGAAAGAUGAAUAUAUAAAGGACUCCGCCCUGAAGCACAAAAACAAAUCAGUGCCCUCCAGCCCAAUAUCUCCAAUGUCUCCAAUGUCCCCUAGUAUUUUAACUUCUCCUGGGUUGCCAGCCUCUGUCGUCCACUCAAAUGGGUCCAGAAAAAAAAUAGGGAGCAUGUGUUACCAAGAAGUAUGGACAUCAAGCACGAGCCCUCGCCAAAAGAUCCCCAAAGUUGAUUUGGGAAAUGGGAGCACCGCUGGUCAGUCUAUAGCUUCUCAAUACUUCAGCCACAAAUCAGCUCCGACAUCUCCAGUUGCUGGGCUAUCUUCUUCCCGAACGGUACCCGUAAAAUCUCCCAAUUUAUCUGAGAUUAAGUUCAACAGUUUCAAUAAUGCAGGCAUGCCUCCUUUUCCCAUUAUCAUACGAGAUGAGCCAGCAUAUGCUCGCAGCUCUAAAAAUGCUGUAAAGGUACCAAUCGUUAUCAAUCCAAGUGCUUAUGACAACUUAGCCGUGUACAAGAGCUUCCUGGGUGUCAGUGGGGAGCUGACACAGUCAAAGGGGGUUGGCAGUCGGGCUACCAGCCAUACCUACGAAGAAAUUGGAUCCUCCGAGAGUUUCCAGUCUACCUCGACGGAAAAAUCCCUUUUUGGCAAAAGCACAUUUGAGAGAGCAUCUUUGGAAGAUUCAAAAGGUUCACUCCCAGCAGGAAUUAAAGCACCCAAUCUACAACCCAGAACCACUACAGAUUCGCUUACAGUGACUCAUACUGUGGUGAACCCUCCAGGUGGGGCUCUUUCACCCACUGUAUCGGCUGAAAACACACCUAAAAGUAGCUGUGCUGUGAUUACACACAGUUGCAGUAAAAAUAAUGAUAUAGGGCAAUCUUCUGGUGUAGUCGUAAACCAUCAAGUGGAGGCCAGUGCCGUUCUCUCACAGAUAGUGGCCUCCAUCCAGCCUCCCCAGUCUCCUCCAGACACACCUUCAGCUCAUGACAAAUCUUCCAGUUCUGAGGAGCUUUAUGCCCUUCCACCUGAUGCCAUGAAAGAGACCCCCACAAGACCCAAGUCUCUAUUCUCUACUAAUGACGCAAUAGUUGUCAAGCCUAUUAAAGACACGCUCUCAAAAGUGAUGUCUAAGUCUCAGAGCGCGUCUGCUGCCCUCCCACUUUGCACCAGCAGGUUACAGCAAAACCCUCCUUUCCCCCCACCGAGGUCCACAUCAUCCCCUUAUCAUGCUUCAAACAUCCUCCAAAGACAUUUCAGCAACUGGACAAAGAGCUCUGCCUCUAGUUCUCCUAUGCGUCCUGUUGAAGGUGAAACAAGUUUAAACGGGGAUGGGAAGCGUAAUACACCAGAGAGCUCGAAACCCAAACGGUGGAUCUCCUUUAAGAGCUUUUUCCGUCGACGAAAAGAUGAGGACGAGCACAGAGAGAAGUCAGAGAAAGAAAAAGAGAAAGGCAAGUUGGUCGGGCUCGACGGAACCGUCAUUCAUAUUCUUCCACCACCCCCGAUUCAGCAGCAACACUGGUUCUCAGAGGCCAAAUCUGAGGAUCCCACACAGAAACCAACCAUCGUGUUUACCUAUAAAAAGGAAAGUGGUGGUAUGGCAGAUGGAGAAGGAGAACCACAAGUAGAAGAAUGCAAGGAGACUGCAUUGCUGUCACCCAAUGAUGGCCAGGAGGACAGACCAUUGAGACUUGGUCAAGCAGCAACAUCAGAGUUCACUGGAGUCACUGGCGUCAACUACAAAAGCCAGGUAUCUGGCAGCGCCAACAAUGCCAGGGAUGGGGAACGUCCCGUUCCCACCCCUGUCCCCGCCAGAGUCAAUCUGGGGUUGGUGUUCGGGGAGUGCGAAGAAAACAACCGCGCCAACCAGGAUGCCUCGACCAGCGAACGCAGCGCCAGCCUUGGGGAGCCGGAGGAUGACGAGAAUCAGUCACAUCGCUCGCACUCGCCCGCCUCCAGCCAGUGCAGCGCCACGUACAGUAACCUUGGUCAAUCAAGAGCCAACAUGAUUCCGCUGAAACAGCCCCGGAGCAUGAAAGCAUCAAACGACACCCUUGCUUCCAUCGACCUGGAAGCCUUCACAGACCGACCGCUCCCCAAGGCUACCCCUCCACCCCUGCCGAAAAAGGCGGUACCCCGCUCCAGCACAGAGCCCAACCUUGGCAGUAAGGAGCCCCUGCAGGGCGCCUUUAGGCCUCGGGCGGAGGCCAAACCUGGCGGCACCAACCUAAGCGUCGCCAAUCCUCUCUAUGACCUGGACACUACCUGGGAGACGGCCAGUCAGAGCUCCUCGCUUAGCUCUGAGCCACAGCGGCCUCACGACCAGGAGAGCGGUGACUCCCUGGAGCUUCCGUCGGCCUCCAUCGCCCAGGCCCGCCCCACUAACAGCGUGUCCUCGUUGGUCACACCAGCUGCUGCCACCAGGGAGAAGAAAGUCUACCCAAGCACAGAGUCUGUUGCUGGACGUAGUCGCAAAACGAGUCAAAGCACUGCCCCAUCCAAGCACCAGAGGUCAGCGCUGUACCGGGGCUUGGACAGCUGGGAUGAGGUGGUGGGCAGGAUUCGUGGUCUUCACACGGACACCUUGAGGAAGCUGUCCUCCAAGUGCGAGGAUCGUUUCAUGGCCGGCCAGAAAGACCACUUGAGGUUCGGGACUGACAGCUGGUCCCACUUCAAGCUGACUACGGGGAGACCCUGUUGUGAGGCCGGAGACGCCGUCUACUACACCGCUUCGUUCGCAAAGGACCCGUUGGUCAACUACGCCGUCAAGAUCUGCCGGAGCAAAAUGAAAGAGACUCAGCAGCAGUUAUUCCACAGUCUAGCCGUAAGGCAGAGCCUGCCAUUGCACUUCAACAUCCAGCAGGACUGUGGACACUUCCUUGCCGAUGUCCCCACCCGCCUGCUGCCCUGGGAGGAGGAGGAGACUGAAGAAGUAGAAGCCUCCAAGCGUUUCUCUUUCUCCUUCCUCAUCUUCCUCUUCAUCGUCCUGCGGGAUGGAGAGCGACGCCUGAAGAGACGAGAAAGGAGAGCGCCGUGUUUGUCCACGGCUGGCUGCUGCACCAUGUCCUCGCCUCCGAGUGGGGAUAUUUCAGGCUACCAUCUGAGUGUGGUGCGUAACCCGGCGGGCUGGGAGGUGGGCAUCUACCUGUUUGGCUUUGUGGUGCUGCUGGCCGCGGCCGGCCUGAACAUCUGGAAGCUGUGGAAGUCUGGAACCUUCCCAGCGCCGUCGCCCUUCCCCAACUUUGACUACAGAUAUCUGCAGGAAAAAUACGGAACGUCAUUCUCAGAGGUCCGACAGAAGCGAGUGGCAGCCAACAACCACCGCCGCACCUCCACCACGUCCAGCCGCAAGCCCAGCCUGGCAGCGUGCGACACCCCGGACGGCCUCAGGGACCUGGGCCACCUGGAGCUGAUGGGCCGAGAGCCGGACCUGAGCAGCGUGGUCCAGCUCAACCGCUCCAUCUCCACCGACUCGCUCAGCUCCAUCUCGUCCAUCGCCAACAACUUCGGCCACGACUUCACCGUGGGCCAGCUGGAGGUCACGCUGGAGUUUGAGUCCGGUAGACCGGCCGGCCUGCAGGGAGCGAGCGUGCUGCACAUCACCCUGCACCAGGGCAAGGACCUGCUGGAGAAGGAAGAGGGAGACUUCCCAGGGUGCUUCAUCAGGGUCUCUCUGGGGCCCGAGGAACUCAAUGUGGGCGUCACAAGGGUGCAGACAAACGCCUUCACUGUCGUCUUUGACGAGCGCUUCUCGGUGGCGGCGGACGUCUGCGCCCUGGAAGAAUGCAGCCUCAGAUUCGCCGCCUUUGGCAUCGACAGCGAGGAGAGGAACAUCAGUGCGGGGGUGGCAGAACUCAAGCUGUCAGACCUAGACCUGACCGUCAGACCGUUCAACGCCUGGCUCUACCUCCAGGAUGUCAAUAAAGCCGUGGAUGCGGUCGGGGAAAUCCUCUUGUCUCUCAGCUACUUGCCUACAGCAGAGCGCCUCACGGUGGUGGUGGCCAAGUGUAAGAACCUGCAGUGGACCGACGACAAGAACACUGCAGAUCCAUUCGUCAAAGUUUACCUGCUGCAAGACGGCCGCAAGAUAAGCAAGAAGAAGACGUCCACCAAGCGGGACGACACCAACCCCAUUUUCAACGAGGCCAUGAUCUUCUCUGUGCCCUCCCUCGUCCUGCAGGAGCUCUCUCUGAGGGUCACGGUGGCGGAGGCCUCAGACGACGGCCGAGGCGAGAACUUGGGUCACGUGAUCAUCGGCCCGGAGGCCAGUGGCAUGGGCAUCACCCACUGGAACCAGAUGCUGGCCACCCUGAGGAAGCCCGUGUCCAUGUGGCACCCUUUGCGCAGGAUCUAGUUCCAAGUAAAUGAUCUUUGCAAAGGAACAAUGGAUUGGAUUGUUGACACGUUAGAGCGUACCUAAUAAAGUGUCUGGUGAACGUGGCGCCAGUGUGUGACCCCAAUUACGGUUACUUCUUGGCGCAUAUUGAUUAAUUUAUCCCUUAUCUUAUUUCAACAACGAUAUGAUCUGAAAAUGUCCAAAAUGACAUUUUCUAACUUUUCAGUGAACACUUCUUUAAAAAAACAAAACUUUUCCAUUUAACAUGAUUUUAUGUCUGUUUUGUAGCUGAGAAUAUUCAUGAAAAGUACAAGUAAAACCAAUGAAAUUGAGUACAACCAGUGUGAAGGUGACUUCUUACAAGGAUACAAGUAGCUUCUUGAGAAUAAAGUCGUAACACUACGAGAAUACAUUUGAAAUAUCACGUGAAAAAAGGGAAACUUUAGGAAAAUAAAGUCGACAAAAAAAUAACAUUGAUUUGGAAAAUGUCACUAAGUAACGCACUAAAUAAAUAGUAUAUGAAGAAAGUUAAUUUGAUGAGAAUAAAGUUGUAACACCGCGAGAAUGUAUUCGUAAAUUACGUGAAAAUAGCAAAACUUUAGGAAAAUAAAGUCGAGAAAAAUAACAUUGAUGUAGAAAAUGUCACAUUGUUGCAAGAAUAACGUACUAAAUAAAUAUUAUAUGAAGAAAGUUAAUUUGAUGAGGAUAGUUAUAAAACUAUGAGAAUAAAUUUGUAAUAUUGUGUGAAAAUAGGGAAACUAGGAAAAUAAAGUCGAGAAAAAUUACAUUGAUGUAGAAUAUUUCACAUUGUUGCAAGAAUAACGUACUAAAUAAAUAGUAUAUGAAUAAAGUUAAUUUGAUGAGGAUAAAGGUAUAAAACUAUGAGAACAAAUUUGUAAUAUUAUGUGAAAAUAGGGAAACUUUAGGAAAAUAAAGUCGAGAAAAAUAAACCUGAUGUAGAAAAUGUCACCUUGUUGCAAGAAUGACGUACUAAAUAAAUAGUACAUGAAGAAAGAUAAUUUGAUGAGAAUAAAGUUAUAAAACUAUGGGACUAAAUUGCUAAUAUUAUGUGAAAAUAUGGAAACUUUAGGAAAAUAAAGUCCAGAAAAAUAAACCUGAUGUAGAAAAUGUCACCUUGUUGCAAGAAUAACGUACUAAAUAAAUAGUGCAUGAAGAAAGUUAAUUUUAUGAGGAUGAAGUUAUAAAACAAUGGGAAUACAUUUGUAAUAUUAUGUGAAAAUAGGGAAACUUUAGGAAAAAAAAAUUGAGAAAAAUAAACCUGAUGUAGAAAAUGUCACCUUGUUGCAAGAAUAACGUACUAAAUAAAUAGUGCAUGAAGAAAGUUAAUUUUAUGAGGAUAAAGUUAUAAAACAAUGGGAAUACAUUUGUAAUAUUAUGUGAAAAUAGGGAAACUUUAGGAAAAAAAAAUUGAGAAAAAUAAACCUGAUGUAGAAAAUGUCACCUUGUUGCAAGAAUAACGUACUAAAUAAAUAGUAUAUGAAGAAGGUUAAUUUGAUGAAAAUAAAGUUAUAAAACUAUGAGAACAUGUUUGUAAUAUUAUGUGAAAAUAGCAAAACUUUAGAAAAAUAAAGUAGAGAAAAUAACACUGAUGUAGAAAAAAGAAUAUCGUACUAAAUAAAUACUAUUGGAUGAAGGUUCAAUAGAAAAUAAUAAAGUUGUUAACCUAUGAGAAUACAUUUGUAAUAUUAUAUGAAAAUAGGGAAACUUUAGGAAAAUAAAGUCGAGAAAAAUAACACUGAGGUAGAAAAUGUCACAUUAUUACGAGAUUAAAGAACUAAAUAAAUACUGUAUAAAGAAGGUUAAUUUGAUGGGAAUAAAGUUGUAAAACUAUUAGAAUAUGUUUGUAAUAUUACGUGAAAAUAGAAAAACCUUAGGAAAAUAAAGUCGAGAAAUAUAAUAUUGAUGUAGAAAAGGUUACAUUAUUAUCAUAAUAAUGUACUAAAUAAAUAGCAUAUGAAGAAGGUUAAUUUGUUGGAAUAAAGUUGUAACACUGUUGUAAGAAUAAUGUACUAAAUAAAUAGUAUAAAAAUAAUGUUAAUUUGAAGAUAAUAAAGUUGUAAAACUAUGAAAAUAAUUGUGUAAUAUUACGGGAAAAUAGGGAAACUUUAGGAAAAUAAUGACGGGAAAAUUGCAUUGAUGUAGAAAAUGUCACAGUAUUACGAUAAUCAUGUACUAAAUAAAUAGUACAUGAAGAAGGUUCAUUUGAUAGGAAUAAAAUUGUAACAUUAUGAGUUUAUAUUCGUAAUAUUACGUGAAAAUAGGGGAGGAAAGUAGAGAAAAAUAACAUUGAUUUAGAAAAAUUAACAUUAUUGCAAAAAUAACAUACUAAAUAAAUAGUAUAAAAAAAGGUUAAUUUGAAAAGGAUAAAGUUAAAUAAUUAUGAUUUUAAAAAAUCCUCAUAUCAUGUCAUAAAAAAUGUAUUAUCAUGAGUAAAGCAAUAGUCACUUUACAUGAAAGUUAAUAUUCAGAGAAAACAGAUCAGAGAUUAAAGUCAUAGAACUAGAUGAUUGUUUUUUUUUAACAUUCUCAUGUUAAAAUUACUAUCUUUUUGAAAAAAAUGCUUAAUAUUGUAACAUUAAAUACUUGUUUGUUCUCAUUUGAGUGCUUUAUCAUCGUGUUAUUACUCAACAUUCCAAACAAACCCACAUUCAGUGGUCUGGAAUGAAAGAUAACACUUGAGUGUAAAUGCCAAAGUUGACUCUUGGUUGAACGCGGCCCACCCUCGACGGGCAUGAAGCCCCCCUACCAAACUCGACCACUCACACUUGCAUGGUGCCUACUUUGCGGGUGUUUUCUUGUGAUUAAAAAAAAAAAACGGAAAUCCAGGUACUCUCUCUCUCUCUUUCCAGGUGAUGUAAAUGUAAUUUGUAGCAGAUGUUACAGGGUGGUUGAUAUAAACAGACGCGAUGUUGUUCUAUUUCUACCAUUAAAAUUGCAAUACUAGGCAUUAUUAAGAGUGUAAAAAAAAAUUGCACAUUUCUUUUGUGUUCUUGCCAGAUUAUAUUUGUCUUCAUUGUAAAAGCCAGUAUCGUUGCCUUUGGGAAUCAUUUUGAAUGUAAAAUAGUUGAACCAGGGUUGUCCAAACUUUUUACAUUAUGCAUAAACAUUUAAUUAAAGGACAAUAUUCUUAACGCUCGAAUUAGUCCAGGAUAUGCUUUUGCUACGCUAACUCUGUGAUGCGAUGCUAUGUUUCGUUUUAUUACAUUAAAACAUUUCGACAGCCCUGGUCUAAAUCUAUUCAAUGGCGUCGUAGUUGAUUUAUCAUUACAUUGUUGACGCUCUGAGUGAAUGUAGUUUCACGUCAUGCUACAUUUUAUGACUUUGUGCUGCAAUUGAAUCAUUUUGGGUUUUUUUUUUACCCAAUGAAACUCACACAUUGACGGAUAUUCUCACGUGCCAAAUAACCAAGCAAUAGUCUCCAUUUCCAGUCAGCGUUUGACUUCUUGACCAUGCAUGAAGCUCUUUAGCACUUAUUGUUGUGAACGUGCUCACAUGCUUGUUGUCAAUGCUGUUUGAAAUAAAAUACAUUCAACAUGA
This is a messenger RNA of Entelurus aequoreus (snake pipefish), 9787 nucleotides long. It is a transcript of the gene syt12, whose product is annotated as synaptotagmin XII. Bases 422 to 6247 code for a protein of 1941 amino acids. The record is from RefSeq and is a predicted model, not a curated record. Gene Ontology annotation, molecular function: SNARE binding; protein kinase activity; clathrin binding. Lineage: Eukaryota; Metazoa; Chordata; Actinopteri; Syngnathiformes; Syngnathidae. The transcript has 14 exons. Gene Ontology annotation, biological process: calcium-ion regulated exocytosis; regulation of calcium ion-dependent exocytosis; protein phosphorylation.